AUGAGACUGUAUCCCGUGCACGAAAGACCGAGCACAACCCCUAAUGCUGCUGCACUUUCACUGCCUUAUGAGGAAGCAUCCGGAAAGGUGGAGCUGGCGCGCCAGCACGGCUACGCGGCCGAGGAGCACCGCGCGGUGACGGCGGACGGCCACGUGCUGGCGCUGCACCGCAUCCUGGCGCGCCAGUCCGCUGGCGCCACUGCCGCCCCCGUCGUCCUGCUGCAGCACGGGGUGCUCGCCAGUUCGCUGGACUGGGUCAUCGCCGGACCGGACACCGGCCUGGGGUACCGGCUGUCCGACGCCGGCUACGACGUCUGGAUGGGGAACCUGCGCGGCAACGUCUUCUCCAAGGAGCACCUCACGCUGUCCACCAGCGAUCAGGCGUACUGGAACUACAGCUGGCACGAGGAGGGCCUGCUGGACAUCCCUGCUCUGGUGGAGGCGACGCUGAACGCUACUGGCGCGCCGCGGCUGGCGCUCGUUGGGCACUCGAUGGGCGCCACGGCGGCGCUGGCGGCGCUGGCGCUGCGGCCGCGGCUGGCGCGCCACCUGCACCCGGUCGUGCUGCUGGCGCCAGUCGCGCGCCUCAAGCGCUCCACCAGCAUCUUCACCAGCACGGCCUCGCUCUGGCCGCUCCUCAUGACUCUCUUGCCUGAGCUGUUUGCCCAUUAUCCAACGCAGACGUCCAUCAAGACCAUGUGCCACUUUAUGCAGCUCAUGGCGUCAGGCCGCUUCAGCAUGUUCGACCACGGUGCCGAAGAGAACCAGAGGGUGUACGGCAGCGCGCAGCCCCCGGAGUAUCCCUUGCACAGGGUGGCGGCGCACACCGCCGUCUUCUACGGGGACAGCGACCCCUUCACUACCGCCGAGGAUAUGCGAUGGUUGGCGAGUCGGCUUCCGAAGCUGAUGGGCAGCUACCAGAUACCAACCAAGUCGUUUAGCCACCUCAGCUUUCUGUGGUCCACAGACGUCGUCGAUGCCCUCUACGACCCGCUGAUCAACUUCCUUAAUUACGUCCUCGACCAUAACUGCUGCUGAAGUCACCGCACUAACGCCCCGUUAUAGGGGACGCCAUUUACCCUCAAGGGAAGCCAGUGUUGCUGAAUGAAAUCUCAUCUACGAACUUACCGACCGCGCGCAAUAUGUUGGUUUACUUUGUACGUCUGAGACGAAUAUUUAAAGCAACAUCUUCCAAUUAAUGUCAGCAAGCCUGUUACGUGAAAGCGUGUUUAUUUUCUAAAAUGAACUGACCGUCCUUUAUUUCGUUUUCCUUUCUUUUUUCUUCUUUCUUUUUUAACGGAAAUUAUAUUUCUAGAAGUUUCUGUAAAUUCAGCUGUUUCUGCUUUCCCGUGAUCCAUUAUUUAUUGCUGCACAAAAAAUAUUGUUACUGCACUAAGUAGAGGAAGCACUAGAAGCAAAUUAUUUACAAAAAUUCCUAGUCUGUUUUCCUAGAUUUUUACUCGUAUUCAGGUAUUUCUUGCUGUGGAAGUUCACAUUCAGUCCAACAAAGAAUCGUCAGCAUAACUGCGUUGCACGAGUGACUGUGAAGGAAGCAGAGACAGAAAAGAGUAGGGACUGGUACAUAGUUCUGAAAAUGGUGAGUCUCCUGGGAAUAUGCAACAGUUUAAUAGGUAUCCGUUUUCAGAAGCAAAUAUAAUGAUGCGGAUUCUGUUCUAACGUACUGUGAUUUCUGCGAAUCUUGAUCUCAUUAACGUGUUCGGUAAUCAGACCUUCCAAUUACUGAAUUUCACUCUUUCGUAUGUCUAAACUGUCGCAUAUUAUUAAUUAUUUCGUGGCAUCGACUACUGAAGAUAUCCGUGAUGUCAUAGCGAGGAAGGGAGGCAGGAAUUGUUUAUUUCAUUGUUCAUUUCUAGUAAUUAAAUGUAAUCAGCUUUCCCCGAACGGUAACAUAACUCGAGGCUGAUUGUUACUUCCAGUUUAGUAAUUUGUAAUGGAUCGGAAAAGUUAGAGAUCUAAAAUUUAGGUACCUGGAUUGAAGAAUCCGUGGAACAAUGACGGUAACACCACUGAUUUUGUAGCAGACUAUGGACAGAAUCAAAAACUAAGAUCGUGUGUCAACGUACAUACCGUGUACCAGUGUACAAAGUAAGAAACAUCUACGGUCUAUUAACGCGGUAAAUGUAGCUAGCCGUGUGUUUGGAGCCAAGUUAUUCGUAGAUUAAUCCGAGGGCAUAUUAUAAAGCAAUAAGUUUCAUCAGUUCCGUUAAUUUAAGUACGGUAUAAACCAAAGAUUGUAAAACAGUGGUAUAAGCGAAGGAUGGAGGGAUGAGUUACAAAUACUGAUAAACAAACCAAAUUCGAGUACAUCAGCUGAAAAGCGCUGUAGGUCUAAACGAAUAAUGAGGAGCGAACUUUCCCCUACUACAGUCACUGCUAAGAUAUUGCGCAAAAUUUUGUGGAAGGAUCGGAUAUAUUAUAUCGAUGCUCGGUGACAUCGACUUGUGAGCUGGAAAAAAAAUCAUGCACUGCGGUAUACACUGAGUCGAAUGGACAAUCGAGCAAACGUAUUUGUUUAAUAAACGGAAGUCACUUUCGCAUUUUUAUCAGAAUGCUGUUGGAUUCAGUGUCAUUGAUCUCACUCAUGCUACUUACACGCGUAUCCAAAGCAUCCUCACGAUAUAAUUUAAGAACUAUAUU
Schistocerca serialis cubense is the source of this 2658-nucleotide messenger RNA. RefSeq names its product lipase 1-like. NCBI's taxonomy places the organism in Eukaryota, Metazoa, Arthropoda, Insecta, Orthoptera, Acrididae. The transcript is spliced from 7 exons. Gene Ontology annotation, biological process: lipid metabolic process. The record is from RefSeq and is a predicted model, not a curated record. The coding region runs from base 1 to 1038 and encodes 345 amino acids. Gene Ontology annotation, molecular function: hydrolase activity, acting on ester bonds.